Molecule: messenger RNA, 444 nt
Organism: Arachis stenosperma
Lineage: Eukaryota; Viridiplantae; Streptophyta; Magnoliopsida; Fabales; Fabaceae
Exons: 2
Coding region: 1-444 (147 amino acids)
Source: RefSeq, a predicted model, not a curated record
AUGGAUGAGAUGAACUUUGAUUUAUGCCUGCUGAAGGAGGAGUUGGAGAAUAACUUACACACCAUGAAUUUGGAGCAGCAUGAACCAUUUGAUAAGGUGAUUAGUGCUGUAAAUGAUGAUGUUGGAGGCUUUUUUUUUAAUUUUGUGUAUCCAAAUUUGUUUCUAAAUUUAAACAAUGAGUUGUACUUCAGAGACAGAACAAUACUUGCCCCUACACUUGAGAUUGUCAACGAUGUUAACAAGCACAUAAUGAAAUCUUUAAUUGGAGAGGAGAAGACCUACCUUAGCUCUGAUUCAUUGUGCGCAGGGGAAGGUAACAUGGAAUCUAAAUUAGGUACAGUUACUCCAAAUGUUCUCAAUGCUAUAAAUUGUUCAGGCUUGCUGUCUCACCUGUUGACUCUUAAAGAAAGUAUACCAGUAAUGUUACUACGAAACAUUGAUUAA